Messenger RNA from Labeo rohita (rohu), 3484 nucleotides. RefSeq names its product late endosomal/lysosomal adaptor, MAPK and MTOR activator 1 (gene lamtor1). Gene Ontology annotation, cellular component: late endosome membrane; Ragulator complex; membrane raft. The record is from RefSeq and is a predicted model, not a curated record. Gene Ontology annotation, biological process: endosomal transport; positive regulation of MAPK cascade; lysosome organization. Gene Ontology annotation, molecular function: guanyl-nucleotide exchange factor activity; molecular adaptor activity. Lineage: Eukaryota; Metazoa; Chordata; Actinopteri; Cypriniformes; Cyprinidae. The coding region runs from base 151 to 630 and encodes 159 amino acids. The transcript has 5 exons.
AGUCACGUGACCUGACUGGGAGUUCUGUCAUGUGAUGGUUCCUGCGUUUACAGCGAAGCGCUUUACAGUCAACAGACAAACAAAACGAAAAAGCGCUUCUGAGACGAAAAACUCACACGGAGAAGAGUCUGAACCUGCUGGACAGCUAUCAUGGGGUGCUGUUUCAGCAGCGAUAGCGAAACGUCGGAGCAGAAUGAAGAAGUGAAGCCAUUGAUUCCUGACCCAAACUUAGACAGAAAACCCACUAAUGGCUCAGAGCGAAAUGCAGACAGCCUGCCAUCCAACCGCACAGAUGAACAGGCCCUGCUUACGACCAUCCUGCAGCGAACAGCCCUGAACAUAAUUGACGUGUCAGCUGUUGAUUCUCAAGGCAUGGAGCAACAUGAAUACAUGGACAGAGCCAGACAGUACAGCACCAAGUUGGAGGUGUUGAGCAGAACGCUGUCUCAGAAGAAGCCGGUUCCUCUCCCGUCACUGACUAGCCAACCUCACCAGGUGCUCGCCGCUGACCUGGUCCCCUACGCAGAUGUACAGCAGGUCUCUAAGAUCGCUGCGUACGCUUACAGCGCCAUCUCACAAAUCAAAGUAGAUGCCAAGGAAGAGCUGGUGGUGCAGUUUGCUAUACCAUGAUUCAAAAGAUGGACCCCCUUCCUCCCCAGUUCCUCUGUUUCUGUCUCUCUUUCUAGCCCUUUCACUCCUACAUCUCCUUCCAAACUUCUUGAGAUGCAGACGCCCUUGUCUUUGUCAUCUGAAUGCCCUGCAGAUAAAUAUAAUUCACCCCAACCAAAGCUUCUUGUGUAAAUCCGUCACAGAUCCAAAAGGAUAAAAACAUCUUAUCUACUAUCUUUGCUAUGACAAGUCGCAUUUGAUCAGUCGCAUUAAUCAAAUCCUUUCUCAACAAAUACAACAGAAAUAUUAUACUCAGCUGUGGCAUCAAGCUGCUACGAUUGCUUCGGUGAGCUUUUGUUUAGUUUUGUUUUUGUUGAUUCUUCUUCUGUUGGCUUUUCAGUUUCCUUAUUGGUUGGAGAUUGUUAAACCAAGUAGCAAGUAGUUAUUCUUAUACUUGUACUAAAGUUAACUGUAUAUUUGCUUGGUUUAUCUUAACACAUAGGUUAUGGUUUAGCAACAUCAUUCACUGUGUUUUAGAGUUCAUUAUUUCUACUUAAAUCAUAUUUAUAUGCACUGAGGUUCCAGACUGGGGUGUUGAUUAAAAUGGGCAACAUGGAUAAAUAAUAUUUCUGUCUAACCAGAUUGACACACACGUGUAAUGUCGCAUUAACCAUCUCUUUUUUAUAAUUUUUAAUUUGUUAUUUACCUAAUUUGGAGGCAAAACUCAGCUUUGUGUGAAUGACUUGCCUAAAAUUCUAACAAAUUGAUUCUCAGCUGGUUUAAAUUUGAGUUUAUUACUGUUCCCAAGAGCUCAAAGCAUGGGAUAGCUGUCCUGCAAUUUUAGACAUUAAUUCCUGUUUUUGUUUUCAGGUUUGACGCCAUAUUUUAUUUUACACUUUGAAAACGAGGCUGUCAUAGAUGGACUUACAAUUACAGUCUUUACAUUAGCAUGCGCUGUAUAAAAAUCAUAUGAUGCCACAAAUUUUAAACUGUUUAUAGAGUUGUUGUGUUUUUUUUUCAUUAAAUGAGGAGUCCACUUCCAAAACAAAGCUUUACAUAUAAUGUACUCACCCCAUUGUCAUCUAAGAUGUUCAUGACUUUCUUUCUUUAGUCCUAAAGAAAUUAUGUUUUUUGAGGAAAACAUUUCAGCAUUUUUCUCCACAGAGGGCUUCUAUGGUGCCCUGAGUUUGAACUUCCAAAAUGCAGUUUAAAUAGGGCUUCAAACGAUCCCAGCGGAGGAAGAAGGGUCUUAUGUAGCGAAACGAUCGGUUAUUUUCAUAAAAAUAAUACAAUUUAUAUACUUUUUAAUGUCAGAUGCUCGUCUUGUCUUACUCUGCCUGAACUGUUUUUUUCCGGUUCAUGACAGUUAGGGUAUGUCGAAAAACUCCCAUCUCAUGUUCUCCCUCAACUUCAAAAUCGUCCUAUAUCGCUGUUUUACCUUUUUUGUUAAGGGUGUUUGAUCUUCUUUGCAUGUUCGCUUUGCAAAGACUGGGUCGUACUUCUGCAGCAAUGUAGGAUGAAGUUGAGGGAGAAAAUACGAUUGGAGUUUUUCGACAUACCCUAACUGUCUUGAGCCAGAAUACACCGAUUUCAAGGAGAGCAAGGCAAGACGAGUGUUUGAGAUUAAAAUGUAUUUAAAUUUUAUUUUUUUAAUGAAAAUAAUGGAUCGUUUCGCUAGAUAAAACCCUUCAUCCUCGGCUGGGGAUUUGAAGCUGCAUUUAAACUGCAUUUUGGAAGUUCAAACACAGGGCACCAUACCAGUCCAUUAUAUGGAAAAAAAUUCUGAAAUGUUUCCCUCAAAAAAAACAUAAUUUUUGACUAAAGAAAGAAAAACAUAAACAUCUUGGAUGACAAGGGGGUGAGUACGUUAUUUGAAAAUUUGUUCUGGAAGUGGACUUCUCCUUUAGGUUUUAUUUGUUAAACAACAGUAUAUUGACUUCAGCGCACUGAGCUUCAGUCUCUCACAGCCUCGUUUUCAUUCCCAUCAAAGUUAAACAUGGCGCUGCUCUCACUAAGUUCGAUUUCACAGUUAUUUAUAUAGAUCAGUGGUCUAUACACAUUUAUGGUGGAGUGUAAAUAUCACGGUAUGUUUGACAUACCGUGCUAUGUCAUAUCCGAAAUUUCAUUUGAAGCGGCUCUGCUACUGCUUUUAACGGAAGAGAAAGUGUUCCUCUUCCUAUAACUCUCAAACGGUCAAGUAACAUUAAUCGUAUCAAAAAAGGCGAACACCGGUUAAACCGAGAAAGAACAGCGUGGCCUGUCUAACGAAUUAUCAUACUGUCAACUCCGAGUGUUUCGGACGGGGAGGUGGGUUUGAAUGGUUGAGGUUGGGAAUUGGUAGUUUGUAAAUUGUUUUUGUGUCAAUGCCUUUAAUGUACAGAGUGUAAACGAAUGAUUAAUACUUGUGUAGCGGGAAGUGUAAACAGCUCUACGGCGCCCCCUGGCUGCAUUAUGCCUUAGUUGUAAGGCUUUGCGAUCCGUAGCUUGUUUUACAGGGACGCUUUUACCUUGCCUGUUCUACUUUUAACAUAAUAAAAGAUAUUAUUACAUUGCUUUAACUUAGUCCAUCUAAUUUUUUUGCUGUUGUGCCGAAAAACAAGGAAAGAACUAGUGAAUUCAAACAACUGCCGUUCUUUCCUUACAGAGUUUGAAAUGCCACACGGUAUUUUUGUGUAAUUAUUUAUUUUGAUUUUAUGUAUUUAUGCAAGCGCACAGACAGUGUGGCACCGUUAGCUCUCUAGAUCAUGGCAAGGCACCUUUGUCUUUCUUUAAGGUUAAAAUAAGGGAUAAAAUGCGCUGCAAUACUUUUUUUUUGUUGUUUUCUGUUGCAGUGUACUAAUAGUGUUCACGUUUGUUUGUUUGUUUGUUUCCUAAA